Molecule: messenger RNA, 1797 nt
Organism: Ctenocephalides felis (cat flea)
Lineage: Eukaryota; Metazoa; Arthropoda; Insecta; Siphonaptera; Pulicidae
Product: zinc finger protein 430-like
Exons: 5
Coding region: 1-1797 (598 amino acids)
Biological process (GO): regulation of DNA-templated transcription
Molecular function (GO): RNA polymerase II cis-regulatory region sequence-specific DNA binding; DNA-binding transcription factor activity, RNA polymerase II-specific
Source: RefSeq, a predicted model, not a curated record
AUGCCUAAAUGUCUAAUGGCCAAAAAAUUCAAGGCCUACCCUUGGCCAGACAGAGCCGCAUCCGUCGACGACGAGGAAUACAUCGACGUCGUGAGCGUAGACCCGAAAUCCGACGCCAAUCGAGGGUCGAAAAAAUCCCCCCGAAACCAAGUGCGUACAAGAUCGACUUUCGAUGUCGAAAAAACAACUUUUAGCAAAGUCUGUGCGGAAAAUUCGAUAGACAAAUCGACGCAGGUGACUUUGGAGGAUACGAAAUCGAAUUUGAAUAGUAAUAAUAGUAAAGUUAAUAGCAGUUGUGGGGAUUUGAGUCUGAAUGGGCAAUGGGCCCCAUCGAGCCCGACGGCGGGCGCCACUGCUCCGACGGUGUUAUAUCAAGGCUACACCCACGAUCCAUCAUCCACAGUAUACGCAGCCUACACUCCAGGAACGCAUAUAAUCGAAAAUUCUACAUCAAAUUUCGAUCAACCCGUCUACACCACUUUGGAAACACCAAAUGCAACAUCAAAGCGUCGAUUGAGUAACCCCAUCGAAAGCAACACCACAAAAAGAAAGAAAUUCGGUACCAAAGACGACGAGGAAGCACCAGAAAAACGUUUUAGAACAGAAGAUGAACAUAGGACAGUUAUCACUUUUCAAAUACCACAAGAUGAUAAAGUAAGUGAUGGUAAAAUCAAGGAGGAUGGCUACCAAAAACUUUGGCAAAGACCUAGUCAACCUAAAUCUUUGGCCAUGUGCUUUACGAGCACAGGAGCUGCUUUAUCUUUACCACCUAAGAAGAAAGACAUCUACAGACCGUACUCCUUAGAAGACAAACCUUGUAGUAAAAUCAGAGUGCCAGCUGAAGAAGACCUGCACGCUGCCCACGCCAUCCUAGACCUAAGUGCUUCACCAGUCUUCAACUUAAAUCCACCAAACUUCACGCACCAAGUGAUAAACAUACCACCUCCAACGGAAUACCACGAUGAAGACGCGAAACAUGUUGAUUUGAACGAGUUCAAGACUGGUAAAACAGUUGCGUAUACGUACGAAGCUUUCUUUGUCAGCGAUGGACGUUCUAAACGUGCCAGGGAGAAAGCUGAUCAAAAACCUGACAACAGUAUAACACAUCAAUUUUUUCUCAGGGGUAAGUAUUCCUGUUCCGAUUGUGGCAAGCAGUACGCGACAUCCAGCAACUUGUCCAGGCACAAACAAACGCACAGAUCCUUGGAUUCGCAGUUGGCCAGGAAAUGCGAAUCAUGCGGUAAGGCCUACGUUUCCAUGGCAGCCUUGGCUAUGCAUCAGCUUACUCAUCGUCUGGCACACAGAUGUCGACUGUGCGGAAAAUUGUUCUCCAGACCUUGGUUACUGCAAGGACACUUGAGGUCUCAUACUGGUGAAAAACCUUACGGUUGUGCCCACUGCGGCAAGGCAUUUGCAGACAGAUCCAAUCUCCGAGCACACAUGCAGACGCACAAUGCUGAUAAAAAACACGAGUGCACCAGAUGUGGUAAGUUGUUCGCCUUGAAAUCUUACCUGAACAAACAUCUAGAAGCCAGUUGCACAUCAUCGCCAGAUAAAACAGUACAAGACUCUGCCAAAGUCCAGAACAUCGGACAAGAUUCUAAUCAGUCUGAUCACAUUGAUCAACAAUUUGAUUAUCAAGGUAUGAAAUAUGAUGCGAGUAGACAAUUUGGACAUCAUAAUAAAGAAGAAGAUGUUGUCAGGCCGGGAUUUUAUCAGGAAAGUGGUAAUUGUUAUGUGGAUGGUGGUAAAAGUGAGUUUAGGGAGGUGACGACCAAGGUGCAGAUGGUAAACUAA